AUGUGUUGUAUUUCAGAUGCAUGUGUCGACUGUUUUAUUAUCAAUGGUGUGGGCUACAAGAAUCAUCCAACUGAUUGUACUAAGUUUAUACAGUGUGUGUUUGAAUGUACGCCUGUUAUUUAUCUGCCAUUUGAUGAUGACGAUGAUAACAUCAAAGAUCAUUCAGGAAAUGAGAACUACAUCUAUAACGAUGGUGUCAAGGUGUCGGGCGGGGCUGCUUAUUUCGACGGCAAGAGUUCGUUAAGAAUUCCAAGAUUCUCCAACAUGGACUUCGGCUCUCAUCUUAUGAUAAAGUUUAAAUACUAUAAGGGCAGCCCGAUUACAAGGAAACAGGCCCUGAUUUCUAAUGGUGACUGUGGCGUGAUUGGAUCCCUGUAUAUUUUGAAAUAA
This is a messenger RNA of Patella vulgata (common limpet), 390 nucleotides long. RefSeq names its product protein PIF-like. Lineage: Eukaryota; Metazoa; Mollusca; Gastropoda; Patellidae. The coding region runs from base 1 to 390 and encodes 129 amino acids. The transcript is spliced from 3 exons. The record is from RefSeq and is a predicted model, not a curated record.